Chelonus insularis is the source of this 3175-nucleotide messenger RNA. RefSeq lists its product as uncharacterized. Gene Ontology annotation, molecular function: serine-type endopeptidase inhibitor activity. Lineage: Eukaryota; Metazoa; Arthropoda; Insecta; Hymenoptera; Braconidae. The transcript is spliced from 14 exons. Bases 118 to 3096 code for a protein of 992 amino acids. The record is from RefSeq and is a predicted model, not a curated record.
AUAAAAGUAUCUUAGAAAUGAAUCAUUCCAAUCGUCAAGAUUAGAGUUUAUCAAAUCAGUUAUAGCAUAGGUCGUUAUAAACUACAAACGUUUAUUACAUUUCGUGUUGCUUUCAAGAUGAAGUAUUUUAUAUUAUUAUUAAUCUCCCUAUGGGAGAUUACUUUGUCUUCAUCAAUGAAUGAGACACUGGAGAAUUCCAAUUCAAUCCAAACUGUUUCUAAUUGUAUGAAUGACUUUUCAAUGAACUUUUAUCAAAACCUGAUUAACAACCAAGGAAGUAAUUUAAUUUCUUCACCAUUAAGUGCUGGAAUACUGGUAUCAAUGACAGCAUAUGGUGCACAGAAAAAUACUCAGAAACAAAUGUUUACUGCUUUAAAAAUUCCUGAUGAUGGUACUUUUGAUAGACGUGAAUUUCAAUCUCUCGUUCACAUUCUCAAUAGUGUGAAGAAGGUUGAAUUGCGAAUAGCUAGUAAUAUUUUUAUAGCAAAUGAAUUUACUGUGAAACCUAAUUACAUUGAUUUACUGCAAGAUACAUUUAAUAGUAAACUGCAAAGCCUGGAUUUUACUAAAACUGAUGAAGCCAGUAAAACUAUUAAUGAUUGGACUGCAGAAAAAACGAAUAAUCGUAUUAAUGACAUCAUCCAACCAGAUGAUUUACGAGAUGCAAAAUUAAUAUUAUUGAAUGCUAUUUAUUUCAAGGGUAAAUGGGAAAAUAAAUUUGAUCCUUCUAGAACAAAAGCUAAACCUUUUUAUGUUAAAAAAAACACUGUAAAAGAUAAAUUAAUGAUGAACAGAGUUGCCAGGUUUCGUUAUAUAGAAGAUUCAAUACUUGGUGCUAAAAUCAUAGAACUUCCUUAUGAAAGAGAUCCAGAGUCUCCACAGAACUAUGUCAGUAUGAUAGUAAUUGUUCCAAAUGAUGUUGAUGGAUUAGAAAAUCUUGAAAAGAAAUUCAAAAUGUCACAUAUUGAACUUCUUGAUAAAGAAAAUUUUGCUUCUAAAAUUGAUUUGAGUUUACCUAAGUUUACAGUUGAAAGUUUAAUAGAUUUUAAAUCAACAUUCGAAAAGAUGGGAAUGACUGAUAUGUUUAAUAGUAAUGCAAAUUUUCAAGGGAUCGUUGACAAUGAACCUUUGAAAGUAUCUAAAAUUGUUCAAAAAGCAUUUAUUCAAGUUGAUGAAGAAGGUACUGAAGCUGCAGCAGCUACUGCUGUUAUGAUUGCUCUGAAAUCGUACGUAGAACCCAAAAAAGUUACUGUGGAUCGUCCAUUCUUGUUUAUGAUUUCAUUAAAGUACAAUAGUAAAACAAUUGUACUAUUUCAAGGUCGAGUCGUGGAUCCAUAUGUAAAUUUUGAAGAUGCAUAUGCAUAUAGAUACUAUAAGAUUGAAUUAUUGGUAGUUUUAUUUGGAGUAGUUGUGGCAGUUCACAGCUUCUCAAUUCCAGUUUCUAGAGAUGCACUUUCAGAACAUUCAUUUAAUGUAGAAAGUCCGUCAUUAGAAGAUUCACCUUCAAAAGAUUCACCUGUUGAAUAUUCUCAUUCUGAAGUCCUACCUUUAGAACAUGAUGAUUUAGAAGAUCAACUUGCGGGAAGUCUACCUUCAGAGAGCUCACAAGCUGAAGAAUCACAUCAAGAUCAAUCAGAAGAGAGCUCACAAGCUGAGGAAUCACAUCAAGAUCAAUCAGAAGAGAGUUCACAAGCUGAGGAAUCACAUUCAGAUGAUCAACCCUCAGAAAGUUCACACGUUGAAGAAUCAGAAUCAGAGGAUAAACCUUCAGAGAGUUCACCUGCCGAUGAUUCUCACUCAGAGAGUCACCCAGCAGACAACCCACUAGAUACAGAGUUACCUGAAGAAGAUUUACAUGAAGAACAUUUAUCGGCUCACGAUGAAGACAAAAAAGACGAAGAAGAAGAAGGAGACGAUGAUCUCCCUGAAGACUAUUAUGACGAUCAGGAAUUAAAAGCAGUUUCCAGCGGAUUAUAUCAUUUUUCAAGUGAAUUUUACAAGAAAACCGCAGCAACCAGAACUCGUAAUCUUAUUUGCUCACCUUUGAGCGUGGGUGUUCUAUUAGCUAUGACAGCUCAAGGAGCUCGAGGAGUCACUGAAAAAGAAAUGCGCAAAGGUUUGCAUCUUCCAGAAGACAGCUCGGUCAGCAAGAUUGGAUAUAAAUCACUUAUCAGAUCAAUCUAUGCUGACAAAAAAGUUGAAGUACAUCUUGCUAAUGCAGUUUUCAUGAAUGAUGAAAUAGAAAUGACCCCUGAAUUCGAAAGUGUAACCACAGAAUACUUCAGAUCUCCAGUUGAAAAAGUACCAUUUUACUUCCCUGAUGAGGCCAGUGAUGUAAUCAAUUAUUGGGUUGAAGAAAGAACCCACGGAAAGGUCAAGAAUGUUGUGAAACCAGAGGAUGCUUUUGAUUCUGAAAUGAUCUUGCUCAAUGCUGUCUACUUCAAGGGUAGUUGGCAAUCAAAAUUCAACCAUGAAAAUACUCAAGAAAAGGUCUUUAACAUUGAUAACAGACAAUACAAAAAAGUACCAACAAUGUACCAGAAAAAUACUUUCAACUAUGGAGUUUUACCUCACUUAAAAUCUGUAUACGUUGAGCUCCCUUAUGAGCAUUUGGAUGAAGAUGAUGAAAUGAGUAUGUUCAUUGUUCUUCCAAACGAAGUGACUGGUUUGAAGAAACUUAUCAAUGCUUCAGAAAAAAUUAACUUCGAAGAGUUGCACAAUAACCCUAAAUUGACUACCGUAAAAUUAUACGUCCCUAGAUUCAAGGUCCGAAGCACUUUGAACCUUCAACCUGUAUUAGAAAAAAUGGGAAUGCGUGAUAUGUUCAGAUACAGAGCUAACUUCACUGGAAUCACAAUAAGCAGACAUUUAUCAGUGAGUAAAGUCGUCCAGAAAGCUUACUUAGAAGUUAACGAGGAAGGAAGUGAAGCUGCUGCGGCAACAGUUGUUGAACUCAGUAAAUUGUCAGCAUCACUAGACCACGAACAAGAGCCUGUAGAAAUGCAUGUAGAUCAUCCAUUUAUGUAUGUUAUCUACCAUAAGGCAACAAACACUGUUUUAUUCCAAGGACACGUUAAAUCACCAGCUUUAAAAUAAGUACAUAAUAUUCAUAAAAUCAUUCCAUUGUUUGUAAUUAUUUUAUUUCAACCAAUAAAUUCUUUUAUCUUCAUUUAAA